Messenger RNA from Racocetra fulgida, 369 nucleotides. NCBI's taxonomy places the organism in Eukaryota, Fungi, Glomeromycota, Glomeromycetes, Diversisporales, Gigasporaceae. The record is from the annotation of a GenBank genome assembly.
AUUUGAUAAGUCAAGAAGAGGCAAUGUCCUAUAUCCCACUAUUUAUUGAAUAUCCUCCGGAUACUAGUACUUGUAUCAGCUCGAUAAAUGUAGGUGGUCUUUGGCCAGCAAAAAUAAGUUCCUGGGAUAGCUUCUUUGAUGAUGUAAUUCAAUACAAGUUCGAUCAAGAACCAAAGUUUGAGAGACCCCAAUUUGUUGAUAAAGGUUUAGAGAUUGUUGUAGAACCUAAUGUUGGCACCGCCAUGGAGGUCAACAUUUUUCGCAUCUUGAACAUUUUGGCUGGUUCAUACUAUAAAUUUUCAAAACAAAAAGAUUCGGAUCUUAAAAGCUAUGAUCCAAGCAUUGGAAAUUGCAAACCGGAUUACACCU